UCCAGUUUUUAGCGUUCGAUGGUUGUUCGCUGGAUUUUGAGAAUUUUGUCGUAUCAUUUUUUGGAAAAUCGUCUAAAAAUUUGUCAUGUAAUGUUGUGAUAUUUGUGUUAUAAAUCGUUUACAAGUUUCAUUUUACGAUAGUGUUCGUGUCUUUACGUUACUUUGAUCGGUGUUCAGUCUCGUUGAUUUGUAGUCGAGUAAUUUUUGUUGUGCUACAGUAAGAAAAAUGGACGAUAAUACAAAGAGUGAAGUUCUCGCGAAAUUCGCCUCGCUCACCGGAGUCGAUGAAGAACGUGCUAAAUUCUAUCUAGAUAGUUCAGAUUGGAACUUAGAGCUCAGUUUAACUCAAUAUUACGACGACAAUGAUGGCGAAUUCGAUCAAAACGUGCCUCGUAGCCAUGCUGAUGUUCCACCAACUGUAAGUCAACCAGCACCUACGCGAAAACCAGAGAAAAAAUCUGUGAUAAAGUCUACCGGAAAUAUACGAACCUUAUCUAAUAUUAAACAAGCUCAAGACUCCGAAAGCUCUGACGAAGAAGAUGGUCAAGCUUUUUACGCUGGUGGCUCUGAACACAGCGGUCAACAAGUUCUUGGGCCUCCGCGAGCUAGACGGAGCGAUAUCGUAACUGAUGUAUUUCGUUCGGUUCGCGGAUUUGGAGCUGAAGUAGCUGAUCCGCGAGCUUCUAGUUCAAGAGGACAGCAUUCGCAUGCGUUUUCCGGCACUGGUUACAGAUUAGGUGAAACAGGCGAUGAUUCUCAAGUCAUUCCUGGUGAAAAAACCGAAGAUCAGUCUAUGGUUGAAAUAACGGUGAGGUUUUGGAAGAACGGUUUCAGCGUUAAUGAUGGGCCUUUAAGACCCUACGAUGAUCCUAAAAAUCAAGAAUUCUUGCAUCAUGUUAAACAUGGUGAAGUUCCCAAUGAAUUUGCUAUGCAAGUUCGAGGACGUGAAAUAAGUUUCACUAUGGAAGAUAACAGACACGCCGAAUAUACCGCAUCAUCUUCCAAAUCAGCCUCUUUCUCUGGUGCUGGCCAGAAACUAGGAAGCAUAACACCAACAUUAUCAUCACCUUCACUUGCCAAUGAAUCUUCUACAAGCGAAGAUAAUGCUCAAGCGAAUCCAGUCGAAGUAGAUAAUUCCAAACCUACCACAAAUAUUCAAAUACGUUUAGCCGACGGUUCACGUCUAGUUGGAACUUUCAAUCAUAAUCAUACCGUCGGUGAUAUCAGACGUUACAUCAAUGCAUCUAGUCCUCAAUACAGAGAUCGAGGAUAUAUUCUGAUGUCGACUUUCCCUCGUAAGGAGUUCACAAAUAAUGAUGAAACUAUCGAGCAAAGCGGAUUAAUUAAUUCAGUCAUCAUGCAGCACCUGGUGGCCUAAUUUUUAUCGGUUAAUAUACAUACGUUUUGAAAAAUAUCACGUGCGUUGUUUCUUUCUGUAGAAGGAAUAUGAAUGAUUUUUCACUACGUAUUUUGAGAUUGCAUACACCACCGGUUAUCUGUCUGUACUCGUUCGAAUAGUUAUCGUGUUCCCGGUACCCCAAACUCCUUGUAAAACAUGACAACAUCGUUAUUUGCACAUAUAAUAGAAUUAUCAGGCCACCUAUUUGAUUUUGGGUUCCCAUGAAAUCGAUGAAAUACCUUCAUGUAAUAAUAUGUAGUUCAUCUAACAGUAAGACGCACGAUGAAGAAAUCACAUCGAGGGUUUUUUUUUUUUAGUUAUACGAAAAGUCGAACUAGCAUUGAAAUGUUUGUUAUUUCGAAAUUUUGUAUUUUUGUAUAGUUCGUCCCUUUCUCCCAUUCCCGUUCCCACUCCCUAUAUUAUUAUUACUAUUCAGAUAAUUUUUAAGCAUGUAUAUUUUAUUCAUGAAAAAAUUAGUUUUCUUUUGUUUUCAUUCAAAUGAAUUUUUUUAAUGAA
This is a messenger RNA of Planococcus citri (citrus mealybug), 1915 nucleotides long. It is a transcript of the gene p47, whose product is annotated as p47. Bases 227 to 1378 code for a protein of 383 amino acids. The record is from RefSeq and is a predicted model, not a curated record. Gene Ontology annotation, biological process: Golgi organization; autophagosome assembly; proteasome-mediated ubiquitin-dependent protein catabolic process. The transcript is spliced from 8 exons. Gene Ontology annotation, molecular function: ubiquitin binding. Gene Ontology annotation, cellular component: cytosol; nucleus. Lineage: Eukaryota; Metazoa; Arthropoda; Insecta; Hemiptera; Pseudococcidae.